GAACACACAUGUAUGCACAUUUUGAUUCCCAUUUCAAACUAUAAAACUUGGGUUUCGUUUAAAUAAUCUAGCUGUUCUUUUCAAUUUCUAGUACACUUGUGCUUAAUGUGAUAUUAUGAAUGUCUGAAUGAUGAUUUAUGAGCUGUUGUUGUAGUAUUGGAAAGACAAGUUUGGCAAAAAAGGCGUUCCGAUUUAAAGUAAUGGCAGGGAAUGAAGUGAUAGCAAGCGUUCAUGAUCAUUGCACUGUUGUAGAGAAGGUAAAUAACCGAGUUACGCUUACGUGCAACUACUGUGGAAAAACAGUAUCCUGUUAUUCUCGUCUCAAGAAACAUUUAGCCGGAACAGGUGGAGAUGUAUCACCUUGUAUAGAUGUUCCAGAGAAUAUAAAGGUGCAAAUGAGGAACAGUUUGCCAAUGAACAGGGAAGUUCUUCAGUUGUUCAAAUCGUGUAGUCUUUUGAAGAAAACUUCUGAUUCCAGUGAUUCCCUUGAGCAAAGCAGCAACAAUGUCGAUGAGUCCAUUCAAUCCAAUUUGUUGCGGAAGAGAAAACACAGCUCUAUAAUAGAGUACUCUGGAUUAGAGCAUGAGGUUGAGGUUUUGCAGGUUGUGCAUUACCCCGAAAUAUUAAACAAACUGAAGAAAGAAGAAGAAGAAGAAGCUGAGGAUGACUCAUCUACGCAAAUCCAGAGGUGUAUUGGCAGAUUCUUUUUUGAAAACAGCAUUGAUUUUAAUGCAGCAAACUCAGCUUCCUUCAAGAAAAUGAUACAUGCCUUGGGUGGACGUGGAUCCACGACAUAUAAGGUCCCUAAUUGUGAUGACCUCAAAGGGUGUAUCCUAGAGGAAGAACUGAAAGCAAUGAGAGAGCAUGUGCUGGAAGUCGUGUGUUCUUGGAGAAGCACUGGAUGCAGCAUAUUACUGGAUGGGUGGACCGAUGAGAAAGGGAGGUAUAUGAUUAAUUUUGUCAUUGAUUGCCCACGCGGUCCCAUAUACAUGAAGUCGGUCCAUUUCUCAGAUUCAGUUGCAGAUGUAGAUGCCAUGGUCUCAUUGUUAAGUGGAGUUAUUGAACAUAUAGGAGUACAGAAUGUGGUUCAAAUUGUCACAUAUACUACUGGGGGUUCAAUGGAGGCAGUCGGUAAACAAAUGACAGAGAAGUAUAAGAGUGUGUUUUGGACUGUUUGUGCAUCUCACUGCAUAGGCCUCAUGUUGGAGGAAAUAGGAAUGCUGCGCACUGGGAGUAGAGUACUCGGUAAGGCAAAGGCCAUUACUAAGUUCAUUUACAGCCAUGAGACGGUUUUGAAGCUCAUGAGAAAACACACUCGUGGGUUCAAUCUGGUUACUUCCUCCAGGAUAAGAUCAAUGGUGCCAUUUUUAAUCUUGGAGAGAAUUAAGUCUCAAAAGAAGAAUUUGAUGGAGAUGUUUAUUUCGCCGGAAUGGAAGAACUCGACCUUGGCUUCAACAGCUGAUGGUUUGAUGGUGUCUGGUUUGGUCACUGGGGAGCCUUCUUUCUGGACUGAAACCGAAAUGCUUUUGAAGGCAACUAUUCCACUUAUACGUGCUCUGCAUCUACUUAAUGGAGGAGAUAGUAGACCCCAGUUGGGCUACAUAUAUGAGACAAUGGACCAGGUGAAGGAGACAAUAAAAAAGGAGUAUAAAGGCAGGAAAACCGAGUGUCAGAUUUUCUGGACAGUCAUCGAUGGGAUUUGGGAUAAUCAACUACAUAGCUCUAUCCAUUCAGCAGGCUACUUUUUAAAUCCGGGUCUCUAUUACCUUGAUGAUUUCUAUGUUGAUGCUGAGGUUGCGGCCGGACUUUUUUGCUGCAUCGUACGGAUGGUGGGUGAUAAACGUGAGCAGGAUUUGGUAACAUCACAAGUCAAUGAGUAUAGAAGGGCCAGUGGAGCUUUCGGCAAUGCAGAUGCUGUUGACCAGAGAACGAAGCUUGCUCCAGCGGAGUGGUGGUCCUUGUAUGGAGGCCAAUGCCCUGAACUGCAACAACUUGCUAUAAGGAUUCUGUCUCAGACCUGUACUGGUGCCUUGAGAUAUGGUCUGAAAAGGAGUCUAACCGAGGAACUACAUAUGAAAGGCAGGAACUGUGUAGAGCAAAAACGGUUGAAUGAGCUUACAUUUGUUUACCAUAAUCUCCGGCUGCAAAACUUAACUGCUCCAAACACGGAUAACACAGACGUAUUUCUUGAGCCGAUGGAUCCAAUGGAUGAAUGGGUUGGAGGAGGUAGUAUGGAAGAGAAAGCAGUUGAAAAAAAUGAGGCAGGCAGGGAAUUCAAAAUUCUGAAAAAUGAAAUUGGGAUGGACAGGAAGAACUCUUAUUGCGUGAAUGCAGCAUUCUCUUCUUAUAGACUUGUUUAAAAAAAUAGGCAUAUAGUACUAGAAUAGAUAGAGUUGUACAUAAAGCAAGGAAACUGCAGCUUCUGCUGCCUGAAAAUGAGUUUUAUCCAAGUAGGAAUUAUAUAAGCUUGAUUUGAGCAACAAUUUUAUUAAAUGGAAAGUUGCUUACUGAAA
Papaver somniferum (opium poppy) is the source of this 2513-nucleotide messenger RNA. RefSeq lists its product as uncharacterized. Gene Ontology annotation, molecular function: protein dimerization activity. The transcript has 3 exons. The record is from RefSeq and is a predicted model, not a curated record. Lineage: Eukaryota; Viridiplantae; Streptophyta; Magnoliopsida; Ranunculales; Papaveraceae. Bases 138 to 2360 code for a protein of 740 amino acids.